Molecule: messenger RNA, 1119 nt
Organism: Saccostrea echinata
Lineage: Eukaryota; Metazoa; Mollusca; Bivalvia; Ostreida; Ostreidae
Product: schlafen-like protein 1
Exons: 4
Coding region: 1-1119 (372 amino acids)
Molecular function (GO): nucleic acid binding
Source: RefSeq, a predicted model, not a curated record
AUGGUGUCGAUCGACAAAACAAAGGUGUAUCUAGGAAAUCUUCGAAAGGACAUACCCUCAAAGGAUCUUAAAGACCACAUUAACGCUUUGUUCAACAACUUAAGCAUCAAAAUUAAGCACAAUGACAUCUCAAUACAUGAAAAUCGAAGAAGAGAGUCUAAGCAUGCUUUUGUGGAUUGUUAUGAGGAACAAAGAGCUAAAUAUGCUCUCGAUCAGCUGGAUACAUGGAAGUCUAGAGGACAAAAACACACUCACUUUAAUAGGAACGCCAUCUGCAGAGGAUCAGAACCUUUGACGUAUGGAUACAAACAAAUUGUUAGUCACAAAAACAAGAUUACACCUGAGGAAAGAAACAGGAAGGCUGGGGACAGUCACUUUCCGGAUACAAGGACAUCUGAUGCUUUAACCAGAGUUUAUCAUGAUCAACAUCAACAGCACAAUCAUCACAACUCUUUGUUAACAUACAAUGGAACAAAUAAUACUCCAGGUACUUUAGGUAUUACAGGGGAAGACAAACAAUCACAACGUAAGUUUUACUUAGAAGGGGAGAAACUAGGUAAUGAAACAAGAUAUAAAGAGUUCAAAAAAAGUUGCGGAGGAUCUGACAAAAAAGACAGGAAAGAGCUUUUAUCAAAAUACGUAUGUGCAUUCCGAAACAGUGGCCAGGGUGGAACAUUGUACCUCGGGGUAGAUGACAGUGGGUCUGUCGAAGGAGUUUCGUGUUCACAAGCCAAGGAGGACGAGUUGAGGUUGGAGAUUGAUGAAGCAAUAAAGAGCAUCUAUCCACCAAUCUUUACUGAUGCUUAUGACGUCAAGUUCACUCCUGUAAUGAAAAAAUCAGAAAUUCGAAAAGGGGAUUAUAAAGUUAUAGAAAUAAUAGUCCAUGUUAGAGAUCUAGAAGGCAUACACAUGUUGUCUUCUUCUCCCCACGGAACGUUUCUGCGAAGGGAAGGAGGAGUACAGAAAUUGAAUGACACAGAAAUCCAGGAGUGGGUAAUGCAGAAAGAUCAGAAGAUUAUUAGACAAAUGGAGGAAAAAAUGAAAGAACAGAAAGAAUUUUAUGAGAGAAAAAUUCAGGAUGAAUUAAAAAGAAAAUCCAAAGUGUGUGUGGUCUUGUAG